GUUCCACGUACAGCGUUCUCUCCACUAUGCCAUCUGACUCAGAAAGCAGCAGCUCCCUCAGUAGCGUUGGUUCGCCCGUUAACGGUGAAGCAUCCUCCCCACCCCCCGCCAUUAACGACAACCGGCCAUCCGGUGACAACCUGGACACCAUCUUGUUCCAGCUCCGCCAGGUGACCAGGGAGAGGGAUGAGCUUCGUAAGCGUCUGGCGUUGGCAUCGCCCGGGACCACCUUCGAUGACUGCAGGCCAAAUUCCAAACCCAGUCAUGACUAUGAGCGUCUCAAAAGUCAGUGCAUGAGGGCCAUGGCAGAUCUGCAGUCUCUCCAGAACCAGCACACCAAAACGCUCAAGAGGUGCGAGGAGGCUGUAAAAGAGGCAGACUUCUACCACAUGCUGCACAGCCGCAUCUUGGGCGAACAGACCCAGCUGAAGGAGGAGAUGGAGACACUCAGGAGGGACGACACUCAACUUGUCCGAGAGCACAACCACCUAAAACAGAGCUGUGAGGAGCUCAAACGACUGCACAGUCAAGACCAGAAAGAGUUGGCAGACCUCCGGCUGCAGCAACAGCAGGUAAUGAGAGAGAAGGGCUCUUCAGAGGUGUUAAACAAACUCUAUGACACAGCUAUGGACAAGCUGGAGGGCGUGAAGAAGGAGUAUGACGCCCUGAGCAAGCGCUACAGUGAGAAGGUGGCUAACCACAACACAGACCUGAGCCGCCUUGAGCAGGCCGAGGAGGAGAACCGAAGGCUGCAGAAGCAGAUGGACGCGCUGCUCAAACAGCGAGACUCGGCCAUGCACUACCAGCAGCAGUACUCCACCUCGAUAAGGAGGUUUGAUUCAGUGCAGCAGGAACUGAACAAGUCCUCCGCGCAGAACAAGGAGCUGCAGAGAGAGAUGGAGCGCCUGCAGUCGGAGGUGACACGCUACAAGAACUUGCAGCUGAAGGCAGCCAAGGACUGCGAGAAGUACAAGGAGGAGAGAGACUCUGUGUUCAACGAGUAUCGUCUCAUCAUGAGUGAGAGGGACCAGGUGAUCAAGGAGCUGGACAAGUUGCAGACAGAACUGGAGGCAGCCGAGGCCCGACUGAAAAACACCUCUUCAGAGAGAGUGGUUGCCAGUGAAGAGUUGGAGGCACUCCGGCAGGAGUUAAACUCGUCACUGGUGGACCGCGACAGGGCCAUCUGCGAGAGGAACGAGCUGCUGGAGAAGUACUGCCACGAGGUGAAGGACAAGGCCGAGGCUCAGAAGGAGCUGAGUCAGGCCUGCAAGGACAUCGAGGUGGUACGGGAGGAGAGGGACGUGGCCCGCAAAGAGAGGACGGAGGCCAUCAUUCAAAGGGAUCAGUUGCUCAGAGAGUACUAUCAGGCCAGACAGAAACAAGACUCGGCCACCCUGGACAUGGAACGAGCCAAUAAGGAGAUUGAGAUGCUGAGGAAACAGUAUGAGGCCAUGUCCCAGGAACUGAAGGAGGCCACGCAGGAGGCGGAGGUGGCCAAAUGUCGACGGGAUUGGGCCUUUCAAGAGAGGGACAAAAUAGUGGCAGAGAGGGAGAGCAUAAGGACUCUGUGUGAUAACCUACGGCGGGAGAGGGACCGGGCAGUCAGCGAUCUGGCCGAUGCCCUGCGUAAUCUCGACGAUAUGAGGAAACAGAAGAAUGAUGCGUUGCGAGAGCUCAAAGAACUAAAAGAGAAGAUGGAGAGCCAGCUGGAGAAGGAGGCCCGGUUCUGUCAGCUAAUGGCCCACAGCUCUCACGACUCAGCCAUCGACACAGACUCCCUGGAGUGGGAGACAGAGGUGGUGGAGUUUGAGAAAAACAGGGACGACAUGGAUUUAAAGGCACUUGGGUUUGAUAUCGCUGAGGGGGUAAAUGAUCCGUAUUUACCAGGAGAUUGUGGUAUAUUUGUUACAAGAGUGGACAAAGGAAGUAUCGCAGAUGGAAGGUUAAGAGUGAAUGAUUGGUUGUUGAAGAUUAAUGACAUGGACCUUACCAAUAAGGACAGGAAGCAGGUGGUGAAGGCCUUCCUUAAUGGUGGCGGAUUGAUCAACAUGGUAGUACGAAGAAGGAAGUCUCUGGGAGGAAGGCUCCUCACUCCUGUCCACAUCAACCUCGUGGGACACCAAGACAGUGGUAUUGGUCUGGAGAGCGGCGUGUUUGUCACUGCCCUUGUCCAGGGCAGUCCAGCAGCCAGGGAAGGCUCUCUCACAGUUGGAGACAGACUGAUCGCUAUAAAUGGCAUUGCUCUGGAUAACAAAUCUGUGACAGAGUGUGAGGCUCUGUUGAGGAGCUGCAGGGACUCUCUUAGCCUCUCUCUCAUGAAGUUCUUCCCUCACAGCACGUCAGGCCAGAACAUCUUUGAGAGUCUGCGUGAGUCUUCAGAGAAGUCCAAUGGGCGCAUUCACCUGUCUGAGAUUCACUCCCGGAACAGCCGCAACCUGAAACACAACAGCUCGACACAGACUGACAUAUUCUGCCCUGAUGUUGGAACCACCAGCACAAGUAGCAUCUCUGGGGAGAGGAGGAAGGUCAGAGGAGAAUCUGAUGAGGUGUACAGCGACAUCAACAAGCCGUUCUCCACGGGGUCCCUCCAUGCUACUAGCCUUCGGCCGGCCUCUGACUUGGGCACUGGCCGCUAUGGCCCCAGUGCUUUCCAAGAGUGCUGUCCCUACACAAAGGCGCCUUCCUCCUUGCCCUUUGACCCUGUCUCUGCCUCAGACUGCAUCACAAUGGAGACAACCCUGGAGAAGAAGCACAGUGGGGGCACAUGGCCCAAGAUGAUGGUGGGAGGUAUGUCGGUUGCACCAGAUAACACCAGUCCAGUCACAGCAGCAGCCCAGCUCUCCAUCUACAAAUCGCCCAAGCAGAGGAAGUCCAUCUUUGACCCAGACACUUUCAAACGCCCCGAAACACCUUCCUCUAAGAUGGAGUACAUGGCAGCCAAUCAGAUUGCAGUUGUGGCCGCCGCUGCAACUUCCCACUCCCCGCAGCCUUCGAAGACAGAGUCCCUCUCCUCCUCAUCCACCCCUACCCCUCCAACCCCACCCACUCGCAGUGACUCCUUCAAGUUCAAACACAAACAUCAAAGCAGCUCUGCCUCUGACUGCACGAUCACCUCAGACGGCAAGGGAGAGGCUGCCAUCUCCAUGGCGGCGGGAGAGCGAAGCGAGCGAGAAAGAGACAGGAAUGGAAACCACUAUUUCCUGGACGGCAAGGUCCUGACCUCGAGGAAGUCAUGCGAUGAGGACAUCGGCCGAACCAGAGGGGAGGAGCCAGAGGUGAAGAGGCCGCGCCCCAAAUCUGCCCCCGCCCUUCGACGUAGGAUGACCCCCCAGACCAUCACUCUUCCCUCCUUCCAAAGCUACUCUAACGAUGAGCAUUCACCAGAGCCCAGGGACAUGCUGCGUUCCUCCCCCAGCCGCUCCCAUAGGCACAGCGUCGGCUUUGUCCCCACAGUCUACAAUGGCACGCUACCUCCUAAUUCAGUCCACCGGGGUCUGGCUCCUUGCCCCGCUGUGACAGCUGUGAUGAGGAAUCCAGUGUACACCGUGCGCAGUCACCGCGUUCAUACCAGCAACUGUCCAUCUGUCGCCUCCCAGAUAUGUCACCAGCACACCCACACCAGCCCACAACACCAGGGUCGUCUGAGCCUGGACCUGAGCCAGCAGAAGCGCACAAGUGACUACUCUGAAUCCUCAUCGUCACGCAGCAGCAGAGCUUCACACGGUACAAACUCACUGCCCUCCAGCGCACGACUCGGUUCCUCCAAUAAUGUCCAGUACCGCACAGAGAGGAUCAAAAUCCCUUCCACUCCCCGCUACCCUCGCUCCAUGCUGGGGUCAGACAGAGGUUCCCUCUCACACUCUGAGUGUAGCAGUCCCAGUCUCAUCACACCUCCGCAUUCGCCCCUCAAUCUGGAGACUUCCUCGUUUGCCAGCAGCCAAUCACAAGGCUCCAUUUCCACUUUACCUCGGAUCUCAGUCAGCCCUUUGCCAAUAGGGGAGCGCAGGAAAGACAGAUCUCUUUACCGUAACCGAUCUUUUCUAAGGAUUCCUCUGGCUGCAAGGCCGAGGUUCUCCUCUCUCAGGAGCCUCAGGCCAUACUUGGAGGAGCCCCGCAAUGUAAUUGUGCACAAAGGCGCGGAGCCUCUGGGCAUCUCCAUCGUCGGUGGGGAGAACGGAGGGAUCUUUGUUUCUAAAGUUACUGGAGGUAGCAUCGCCCACCAGGCAGGAUUGGAGUAUGGAGACCAAUUACUGGAGUAUAACGGCAUCAACCUGCGGAACGCUACGGAGCAGCAAGCUCGACUCAUCAUCGGCCAGCAGUGUGACACCAUCACCAUUAUGGCCCAGUACAACCCACACAUGUACCAGCUGGGCAUCCACUCCCGCUCCAGCUCCCGCUUGGAGCCAGUCAGUACUCACUCGACUCCCCAGGGGAGCGGAGCCGCCACCCCCGACAAUCACUCCACCAUCGAUACACUCAGCGAACAGGAUGAGGGCACGCUCACUCCUUCCUCCAAACAGACCACACCCACUACAAGUCCCAACAAUUUCAUCAGAAUGCCGUCUGAGGGCAGCAAGAAGGUGGAUGAGCCGAGGCUUGUGACGGUGCGCAGGCCUGGGGUGGAGGUGGGAGUGACACUCUGCGGAGGGAACCUACGGGGCGUUUACAUAGAGAGCCUGGAUGAGGACAGUCCUGCCAGAGGCCCUGAUGGGCUGCUUCCUGGGGACAUCAUUCUGGAGUACAACUCGGUGAAUAUGAAGAAUAAGACGGCAGAAGAGGUGUACGUCGAGAUGCUGAAGCCUGCGGAGACGGUCACAUUCAAGGUGCAGCAUCGGCCAGAUGACUUCAGCACACUCAAAGAUGUUCCAGGAGAUGGCUUUUAUAUUAGAGCACUUUACGACCGGGUGGGGGAGGCUGAGGGGGACCUCAGUUUCAAGAAGGAUGACAUCCUGUACGUGGAUGAGUCUUUACCAAAGGGCAGCUUCGGGACGUGGAUGGCCUGGCAGCUAGAUGAGAAUGCACAGCAGAUCCAGAGGGGGCAGAUCCCCAGCAAGUACAUGAUGGACCAAGAGUUUUACCGCAGACACAGUGUGACAGAAAUGAAGGAAGACUCCAGUAAGACUCUCUCUGCAGCGGCCCGCAGAUCCUUCUUCAGGAGAAAACAGAAACACAAACGCAGCAGCUCCAAAGACAGCAAAGAGAUGGUGGCUCUGGACGCCAUCAGCACAGACUCCAUCCCCUUCCUUGAUGACUGUGUGAGCCUGGCAUACCAGCGGGUCCAGAAGGUGGAGUGCACCUCUCCCCGACCGGUACUCAUCCUUGGGCCGCUCACUGACGCCGUCAAGGAGAUGCUGGUCAAAGAGUCUCCUGGGAAGUUCUGCAGAUGUUUACUGGAGGUGAUGAAGGCAUCCCAGCAAGCCAUCGAGCGGGGCGUCAAAGAUUGCCUCUUCAUCGACUACAAGCGCAGGAGUGGCCAUUUUGACGUGACCACUGUUGCUUCUAUAAAGGAAAUAACAGAUAAGGGCUGUCACUGUUUGCUCGACAUUGCCCCGCACGCCAUCGAAAGGCUCCACAGCGUUCACAUUUAUCCAAUUGUUGUCUUCGUCCGUUACAAAAACGCAAAGCAGAUCAAAAAAGAUUUCUCUCCCAAGACCCUCACUGGCAAAAUAAGUAACAGGGAGCAGAAAGAUCCGGUUUAUCUGCGGGAUAAAGUCUCUCAAAAACAUUCCAAGGAGCAAUUUGAAAGUGCACAGAAGAUAGAGCAAGAGUACAGCAAAUUCUUCACAGGUAUUGUCCAAGGCGGCACCCUGCCUUACAUUUGCACUCAGAUCAUGACUAUAGUUGAUCAAGAACAAAGUAAAGUCCUGUGGACUCCACUCGGCUGCCCCUAGAGGAGACCGUCUGCCACUACAGCAAGCUGCGGCUUUCAUCUCCAUUCCCCAAACACUAAUUAACCCUUUCACACUAUACCAAUAGGUACACUACAGUGAGCUAGUUAUGUAAAUUAUUGAUAUUUUUUUAUUCUGUCUUUGUCUUGAUUUAUAAUCAGAGCCUCCUUCUUAUUUCUGAUGUGCUCCGGAGCAGGUUAGUAGCACUGGAUCUCGACGUUAAAAGUUCAGUCAGUCUUCCCUAAGGGUUUCUCUGGUGGUGUAUUUGUAAUGCUGCAUUGUAAGCGUCCGUUUACAGUCAAAAGACGAGUCUGACUUGGUGUUCAAUAUUUACUUGAAUGCGUAUGUCCUACC
Messenger RNA from Perca fluviatilis (European perch), 6242 nucleotides. RefSeq names its product discs, large homolog 5a (Drosophila) (gene dlg5a). The record is from RefSeq and is a predicted model, not a curated record. Gene Ontology annotation, molecular function: protein binding. The transcript has 34 exons. Bases 27 to 5891 code for a protein of 1954 amino acids. NCBI's taxonomy places the organism in Eukaryota, Metazoa, Chordata, Actinopteri, Perciformes, Percidae.